This is a messenger RNA of Neomonachus schauinslandi (Hawaiian monk seal), 1558 nucleotides long. RefSeq names its product family with sequence similarity 89 member A (gene FAM89A). Lineage: Eukaryota; Metazoa; Chordata; Mammalia; Carnivora; Phocidae. The record is from RefSeq and is a predicted model, not a curated record. Bases 41 to 586 code for a protein of 181 amino acids. The transcript has 2 exons.
GCGGCGGUGGCGGGGCAGGCGCGUGGCCGGGUCCGGCGCGAUGAGCGGGGCUAGAGCGGCGCCGGGGGUGGCGGACGCGGUCCGAGGGCUGCGGGUGGACGGGCUGCCCCCGCUACCCAAGAGCCUGAGCGGGCUGCUGCACUCGGCGUCGGGCGGCGGCGCGUCGGGGGGCUGGCGGCACCUGGAGCGGCUGUACGCGCAGAAGUCGCGCAUCCAGGACGAGCUGAGCCGCGGGGGCGCGAGCGGCGGCGGGGCCCGGGCCGCGGGGCUGCCCGCCAAGCCUCCCAACCUGGACGCCGCGCUGGCCCUGCUCCGCAAGGAGAUGGUUGGCCUCCGCCAGCUGGACAUGUCCUUGCUCUGCCAGCUCUACAGCCUCUACGAGUCCAUUCAGGAGUAUAAGGGAGCGUGCCAGGCGGCGUCCAGCCCGGACUGCACUUACGCUCUGGAGAACGGCUUCUUCGACGAGGAGGAGGAAUAUUUCCAGGAGGAAAUAUGCCACGAUGGGGCAGGACGGGGCCCCCGGAGGGACCUGUCGCGGCCUGUCUCCUCGCUCUCCGGCAGCGACUGGAUUCUGGAGUCCAUCUAGAAAGGGAUCUCGGCGCAGAGGCCGCUGCUGCUCCCAGACCCGUUGUCAGCCUCAGCUUCUCCUCCCCAAGAAGGCUCCUCUGCUCCUCCAUCGUGGGCAGUCCCCGGGCGCGAGCCGCCAGGGCUGCCGGUUCAACUUGGAGGACACGUGUGGCAGUCUGUUGCGAUGGCUGGAGUGUCUGCCUAGGUGGCCUCGAGGUGCUCGGCGACGUGCUUGGCACCGCGGUACAGAGACACUCCUGCGCACGAGUCCUGUCCAUGCUGGGAACCUAAUGGGACGAUCCUGGGGGAAGACCCUCCCGGGCAUUUCACCCCAGACGACUUUUACUAGUUACUUCCUUGCAGGUGGUAGACGGUUUGCUAUACUCUCUGUUGUAGGAAUUGCCUCCAGAUUGCAGGGUAGGAAAGCUAACAUUUUGCAGACCCCCCCUUCCUUAAUACAUCGGCAGCCUUCCUUGCUUUCAUCUUGUGAGCGUUUAAGCUUUCUUUGUAAGCUGUGUUACUCACUGUCCCCGUGACUCCGUGAACGCUUUGUACCAAAAAAGUAAACAUUUCGGGCCACACCAGUCAACUGCAUUCUCUUCACCUGCUUGUGGCAGAGUGGAGAGAAUCAGGAAUGUAACAACCGCAACAGCAGCUGUUACUCUUUUCAGGCGUUGAACAGGAUGUCCACGGUCUCAUGCUAGUCAAAAUUUGGAUCCCUCUUUGUCUAUCCGAUGGAGGACGGAGGAAGAGAACACGGAGAUGGGUUACAUUGGCAAAAAGAAACAGGGGCAAGCUCCUGUUUUGUGUCAUUCACUGUAAGAUGGCAAACGGUUUUGUUCUGGAAAAUUCUAAAUGUAAACUAGUAUAUUAGAAAGCAAUCCUGCCUCUUCCACUCGAAGCAAUGAUCACCUUAAGCCUUAAUAUAUUUAUUAAAAUCUUUUAUGAACGCUUUGUACUUUGUAGGUUAAAAAUGAGGAUAAAAUGCUAA